CUCUCCGCCAUGGAUCGUCAGAGGCAGAUUUGGCAAUGGCUGCUUCUCAAGUUGUGUUUGGUCAGUUUGUUGAAAGAGGACAACAACCAGACCAAGGGCGAAAGAGGCACGCAUCAACAUCAACCAAUCGAUGACAAGCUCGAAAGAGAGGCUGACAAUCUACCCACCAUAGUUGACAUCAAGAAAGUGAUUCCCAGACACUGUUUCGAACCCAAAGUCUCGACCUCCAUGUCUUACGUGGCCUUGGACGCCACAGCUAUCGUGGUGCUGUACGUAGUUUUUGAGUGGGUCAGGAGUUCUUUCCCUUGGUACACCGUCUGCCUGAUCGCCCCAUUAUUCUGGCUCCUCCAAGGCACCCUUUUCACGGCCAUCUUCGUCCUCGGACAUGAUUGUGGUCACGGGUCCUUUUCCAAGAGUGACGUGUUUAAUGACGUCAUGGGGACAAUUCUUCGCACCUUCUUAAUGGUCCCGUACUACUGUUGGAAGAUAUCUCACCGUAAUCACCACAAACACACCGGCAACAUUGACAAGGACGAAGUAUUUUAUCCAACGAGAAAAAAGGAUAGCCCGGUGACGAGAACUGGCUUCGGCUUGGGUAUCGGAUGGUAUGCCUAUUUAGCGAUGGGAUACGGCUCAAGGCCCGUGUACCAUUACAACUUUCUCCACCGUGCCUUUUCGCGUCACGUCUUGGCCUGCGCGGUAUCUGUGUCGUCUUUGGCGGUGUGGGUGGCCAUCUUGUAUCACUACACGGUGUACUUCGGCUGGGGUUCCCUAAUGAUCCACUACGUGAUCCCGGCCUUCGUCUUCGCUAGCUGGGGGGUCGUCUUCACUUUUCUCCACCACACGGACGAAAAUGUCCCUUGGUUCUCCGAUCAGAAAUGGAACUUUGUCCUUGGUCAUUUGUCUUCCAUCGACAGGGAAUACGGAUGGGCUCAUCGACUAACCCAUGAUAUAGGCACCCAUCAAAUCCAUCGUCUGUUUACCAAAGUGCCUCACUAUCAUCUACAGGAAGCUACGAGAGCAUUUCGACGACAUUUUCCGCAUCUGGUUCGAUACAGUCGAGCCCCAAUAAUACCAACGUUCAUAAAAAUGUUCCGGAAGUACGUUCAACAGCACGUAAUAGCGGACGACGCUGACUUUCACACUUACAAAUAA
Molecule: messenger RNA, 1155 nt
Organism: Liolophura sinensis
Lineage: Eukaryota; Metazoa; Mollusca; Polyplacophora; Chitonida; Chitonidae
Product: sn-1 acyl-lipid omega-3 desaturase (ferredoxin)-like
Biological process (GO): lipid metabolic process
Molecular function (GO): oxidoreductase activity
Source: RefSeq, a predicted model, not a curated record